Messenger RNA from Oryza sativa Japonica Group (Japanese rice), 1489 nucleotides. RefSeq lists its product as uncharacterized. The record is from RefSeq and is a predicted model, not a curated record. Gene Ontology annotation, molecular function: protein binding. Lineage: Eukaryota; Viridiplantae; Streptophyta; Magnoliopsida; Poales; Poaceae.
CCGCCACCUACCAAACGCAUGAAUCAUACGAAAUUUCAAAAUUGAAGUCUUGACCCUACCAAACUCCGCCAUUCUUCUGUUCUGGUCUGCAAAUAUUUUUUUCUCUUUUUUUUUUUCGAUAACUACUCGAGGCUUGGAAAUCUCCGAGCCGCGAGCAAACCCUAGCCGCCGCCAUGGCCUUCCUCGCCGCUGCCUCGACCCGCGCGCCGUUCGCCGUCGCGGCGUCCUCCUCCCGGCGCCGCACCGUCCUCGCCGCGGCCGUCAAGGCCACCGGCGGCUCCAACCCGGCCGCCCCGCACCCCGUCCUCUCCUCCCUCCGCCUCGCCGCCUCCGCCGCCGUCAUCCUCGCCGCCACCUCCCCGGCGGCCAUCGCGUGCACCCCGGCACCGCCCCCUCCUCCCCCGGAGGUAACCGUCGCGGCCUCGCCCGACGAUCCCGUCACCGACGACCCCCACCCCUUCGAGAAGCUAAUCGUCGAGACCGCCGCGCUCGCCAGCUUCGGCGGCGCGGAGGCCGCGCGGGCCCGCCUCUCCGCCGCCGCCGCCGCCGCCGCCGGAGUCGUCGGCGGCCGCGAGCAAUACGCCCGCCUCCUCGCCGCGCAGGAGCUCUUCGUGGACGGCAAGGUGGACGACGCGAUCGCCGCCUUCGAGGAGCUCGCCCGGGAGGACCCCGGCGACUACCGCCCCGUGUUCUGCCAAUGCGUGCUCUACUCCGUUCUGGGCAGGGCCGCCGAGUCGGAAUCGAUGCUCCGGCGCUGCCGCGAGCUCGCCGGCGAAGAAUCCGUCGCCGAUUUCGUAAUGCCGGUCUCGCCGUUGCCGGUCGAUUCGUCGGAGGCGGAAGCGGAGCCGGAUUCGCCGGAGGCAGAGACGGAGAAGCUGUGACCGGAAUGGCCGGUGUCACGGUUGGAAUAAAGGAAUAUCUUAUUUAUUCCUCAAUCCUGAUGGUGGUUAAUCCACCGUCGCAGUGAAAUUUGUUGGAAUCGACCGAUCAACUAAGCUCAUCUUCACUCUUUGCUCGUCUCUGGACUCUGGUAGCUGAUCUAAGAACGUAUACAAUCAACAUGUAUCGCAGCGACAAAUGAUCAUCGUUUCAGCACUAGCAGGUUAGGCAGAGCAGCCACAAAUUUCAAGACAACGUUGUUUUACGCUGUAGGACUCCAUGCUAAUGCCAGUGCUCAAUGCUGAUACCCGGUCACAUUAUUUGUCCCCAUUCUGAGCGAACACGGUGAAAUCAUGUAUUGCUGCUGUCUGUGUUGAUGUUGAGGGAAGUUAUCUGUGGAUCACGUAAUGCGGCUGCUAGUAACAGAAAUAUCUCCUAGAUAGCAUUGUUGGCCUGCUGGGGUAAUGACUUCCAACUGAUGAAUGUACAAAUGGCAUGUAAAAUGACGGCAAACUAGCCCUCGUGCUCUCUACCAGGAAAAGAGAGUUGUCUCUUCCUACUUCCCAUGGGAUUGUCUUGUGCUGCAUAGCUAUCCAGGCGGUCUCAACUC